This is a messenger RNA of Guillardia theta CCMP2712, 1578 nucleotides long. RefSeq lists its product as hypothetical. Bases 1 to 1578 code for a protein of 525 amino acids. Lineage: Eukaryota; Cryptophyceae; Pyrenomonadales; Geminigeraceae. The transcript is spliced from 9 exons. The record is from RefSeq and is a predicted model, not a curated record.
AUGGCGGGGACGAGCGGCAGCUGGAGUUGGCGAGAGGGACAUGCGUCGCACCAUGUCGGGGGGACGUACGUUGGCGAGUGGAAAGAUGGGAAGCCAGUGGGGGCUGGGCAAUUCACCGGACACUCAGGGUUGAAGUACAUUGGUUCAUGGAAGGACGGAAAAGCGAAUGGACAAGGAAAACUCGUGCUUCCCAAGGACUACACAUUUGAGGGAGAAUUUGUGGAUGGCGUUUGCGAGGGAGAAGGUAGACGUGUAUGGCUGGAUGGGACUUAUGAAGCAGGAACCUUUCAGAAUGGCAACCUCAACGGGUUCGGGAAGUCGAACCACAACGAAGAAAACAUGACGUACGAAGGAUAUUUUCUUGAUGGGAUGCCGCAUGGCUCGGGGUACGGCAAACUUCGAGGCGGUGAAUGGUUUCGCGGUGAAUGGGAGUAUGGAAAACCUUUCAAUGGCCAGUGUGUGCAAACAAAAGUUGCUGCAGACACUUUUGGAGAUUUCAUUUACAUAUACAAAGGGAGUUUGAAGAAUGGCGUUUGGGAUGGCCAAGGGAAGUUAGGGUAUUUCGAAGAAAAGUUUGCAAGCAGAGAAAUUUGGACUUACGAAGGUGAAUUUUCCCAAGGUCACUGUCAUGGUCAGGGCAAGAAGAAACACACUCUUGGGUGGUCGUAUGAAGGGGAAUGGAUUGCCGAUGAGAUGGAAGGAGACGGCAAGCUUACAUACAAGAGUGGUGAGGAGAUAGUCGGACAAUUUUCCCAUGGUAGACCACAUGGAAAGGCAGUGAGGACAUCCAGCGAUGGCCAAUACCAAGAUGGCCAAUGGUCUCAUGGUGAAUUUGUGGAAGGAAAGUGCAAAAUGUUUUGGGAAGACGGACGUAUCUACGAGGGCCAGUUUCGUAACCGGAAGAUAGAUGGAGAAGGCAUCAUGAAAUGGAAGGAUGGGACGGAAUUGCGGGGAGUGUUCGAGAAUGGAAAUUUCCCUAAGGAAGCCAAUGUAAUCGAACACGGGCAGGAAAUGAAGUGUACGUUUCGUGGUCUGUUUGGAACCAACAUAGGCAUGGAUGCUUGCAAGGGACAUAUUCCCAAACCUGUUACAACUACAUUCCUCACAGAAACGCUAUCUCAAAACCAUGACAACAAUGGCAGGCGAAAAUCAUUACUCGGCGGACAAACAAAAGAAAAGUUUCUUUGGAAAAAUCUUGCUUCUAAGCGCGGUUGGGCUUUGCUUCCUUUACUGAGCCGCAAGAAGCAAACUGCUCAAGAUGACUCGGACGUCGCCGUUCAACGAACAGAUAACUCAAGUGAAAUUGACAUGUUUACUCGGACAUCAUCGGCUCCAGAAACUUCGGCAGAGAAGGAGCUUGCCCACAAUUUCCAUCAUCCAGCAAUAUCUAGGAAAGAGCAACCAGAGGAGAAGAAGACAAAUGAGGUCAAAACUAUCAGCGAGAUCAUUUACCGCACAACAUCCAAUAAGGACGUCUUGCAUUCAGGAUCAGACAUUUUGAAGGUUGACGAAUUGGAUGGAUUACGCAGAGUUCCAUCAAGUGAGCAUCACAAGGAUCAUGGCAAGUCAGAAGAUUGA